Molecule: messenger RNA, 3206 nt
Organism: Myxocyprinus asiaticus (Chinese sucker)
Lineage: Eukaryota; Metazoa; Chordata; Actinopteri; Cypriniformes; Catostomidae
Product: arf-GAP domain and FG repeat-containing protein 1-like
Exons: 15
Coding region: 676-2058 (460 amino acids)
Molecular function (GO): GTPase activator activity
Source: RefSeq, a predicted model, not a curated record
GCCCACGAUGAAAAUCUCACGUUGCUGGGUUACAUUGGGAAAUACAUAAGCACAAAAUAAUGGCAUUGUCGACCACAUUCCGUUUAGUCAUCAUAAACUAUAAUAGUUAAGCAGCUUAGCUCCUACUUAUCCUACUGCGUUUAUUCGCUUUCCGGAGGCACUGCAAUCUAAGUUGGCCCCUUCGUCUCCGUUUCUUUUCUCAAUCCCGCCAGAUUCUGGGGACGGAAAAAACGGUGCGCAGCAGCACAGACUGUGUGCCGUGGACAAAUUGGUCAUACUGUCCAUGCGAGAACUGAAGGGAAUCAGGAGAGCGUUUAAGAAGGAUACCGUGCCCGUGAGAAUCGUAUUUUUUAUUUUUAUUUUUUAUUUAUUUUUUUGCGCCCUGAAAAGAAAACCGCAGCAAUGAAUAAAUAAACAGGGCGGUUGAAAAACUCAGGGCGGCGAAUCGGCCAGUCGUGACCACGAGAGACUACGCAUGUAAGAUUCGUUACAUGUAAUUUCAAGACCAGCCGCAUAGUCGCUUUCAUAAUGCGGGCGUGAGAAACAUACGGGAGUGUAACGGCGGGGGGACUUAAAGUGCAACGGAGGGCCAGUAACAGGCUUGACGGCCAGGGGGUGUGUGCGACUGUAGGGCUCCAGCAUGUCGAACAGAAAGCACCGGGACAACCAGGAGAUAUGCGCCCGCAAGGUCCGGGAGCUCGCCCAGACGGGAGCGAACAAGCACUGCUUCGAGUGCAAUCAGCCCGGAGUGACUUACAUCGAUAUCACGGCGUGUCAACGUCUCGCCUGUGUUACGUACCGUUUCGUCAUGAUUUCAGGAGAGGGCUCAACCCACCACACAGAGUUAAGUCUAUUUCCAUGACAACCUUCUCCCAACAGGAAGUGGAGUUUUUGCAAAACCACGGCAACGAGGUUGGAAGGAGGACUUGGCUCUGCACAUUUGACCCAAAAGCAGAUGGCUGUUUUGAUGCACGUGACAUGCAGAAACUGAAAGAGUUCCUCCAGGACAAGUAUGAGAGAAAGAAAUGGCAUUUCACCAAAAGCAAGAUUCGCAGGGAGGCAGAGACGCCGUGGGGCCCAGGAGUUCAGGCUGUUCCAGCACCACACGGGCCCGCUCAGAGUCAGCCUCCACCUGGACUCCACUCCAACUCCACUGCCCGGCCCACUCGUACAUUGUCCCAGUUGUCAAUAUGGGACAGGGCUCCUGGUGUGUCUCCAGCUGACAGCCGUCCAGAGGUGUUCACUGCCAGACCAACUCGCUCACAGAGCUUCAGAGACCAUCCCAUUAAAGACACAUUGUUAAGUGGAGUGGAGAGACAGAGACCAGGGACAAUUUCGUCAGGAAUAGGACCACAGAGUCAUCUCUCCUCCUUCCCCGCCCUUCCACGUCCUUCAGCAAGUUGCACUUUCAAAAACAGCUUUACUUUAGGUCGCACUCUGUCAACUGGGGGUGGAGCUCCAUUUAGACCCUUCCCUAAAUCGCUGAGUUUGGAUUUUGGUGGUCUAAGCCAUGCCCACAACCCUCUAAGUUCUGCUUCUCUGCCCCCUGUCACUCAGGAUAAGUAUGCAGCCUUGUCACAGCUUGACAAGGUGUUCCCGGACAACACACCUGUCACAGCUAUUUCAACAACUCCCUCUGAUGGACCCCCUCAGUAUAGCACCCUCUUUGGUAACCGGUUAUCCUCAAGUUCAACCCCUGCAAGCUCCCCAGGUGUUCCAGAGGCCACCUCUGGAUCUCAAACUUUUGCAAAUUCCCCAAACCCCUUCAGUUCUACAGCCAGUUGCGCCCAGCCUGUUCUGUCUCCCAGUAACCCCUUCAACAGCACAUCCACAGAUGACACCUCCUCCUCAGCAGUCUUUCCUCAGUCUGUCUCUUUUCCUGCACCAACCACCCAAAGUGCUUUUUCACACCAACAGUCUAGUAACCAGGAAGUGAAUGGUUUCAACUCAUUUCCUGUCCCUGAGUCCAUCCCUAAAGUCCCACGACCAAUGUCUGUCAACCCUUUUACAGGGAAUGUUUACCCUAGCAGAGGAGCAUCACUGAAUCCUUUCAUCUAAUCCUGAACCACCUCGAAUAUGGAGGAAGAUGAGGAAAGAGAGAGAGUAGCAGAGAGAGCUUAUUUACUUUGCCAUGCCUACAGAAAAUUUGAGUCUGUGUCUGUGUGUGUAUGUGUGUUCAUGUAUGUUAAAAUGUGUGGGUGUUUGUUAGCAUACAUUGUACAUGAUACUAUUUGUACAUGUUUUGUUGUGUGUAUGAAUGUGUGUUUGUCUGUGCCCUUUUGUACUAGAUGCUAGAUGCCAAGCUGUGUGAGUGUGUUUGUGUGUACAUGUUUCUGUGGGUUUUUCUGAUAGCAGGAGAACCUCAGGUGAAAAUGUGCUUAUGUGAGAUUAAGAAUAACACACACACACACACACACACACACACACACACACACACACAUACACAAACACACAAGCUGCUGCUUUGACCUUGUGCUACUGCCACACAGUAGAACAUCUAGUGCCAACAUCCCCUUAGCAUGAGUGUUUACUUACAGUACUUCAGCAAAGGCUGAAACAAUGACAUUGACACAUUACAGUAAAACAGUAGCAAUUUAAGCUUCACAUUAUCUCACUAAUGCAUUUUUCUCAGUGCUGAUUUGGUUUAAAUGAUGCAGAUGCAUGUUGUUAAGAUGGCAUAAAUGAAACUGGCUUUCCCUCACUUACCUGUCUGUGUAUGUAUGCAGUUUUCUUUUCUAUUUAUUUUGACAUUGACAUUUUUUUAAAAUGUUUACAAUGUAUAUGUGUGUGCAUUGUUGGACUGCAUGCGCUUCACAAGCAGAGCAGGAGGCUGCUGAAAGUAAUGCAUUUUAGUGAUUACUGACGGAAAAAAGCUCCUUUUUAAAAUGUAUGGACCAAAAAUUGUCUGAUAUUGUCAAGUUUCUGUACAACAUAGCAACUGUUUUAUUUGAAAAAGGAUUCAUGUAGAAUGUCUUUGUAUUGAGAUGUAUCCAUAUGCAUAAAGCUAUCCAUAACUGUUGUCAAUGUGUAUCUGAUUGUCUAUGUGCUGCGAAUCAAACGGAAUUUGCUUCUUUUGCAUUUUCAUGCAAUAUCUUUUUACAACAGCAUCAUUUAUAUUUUUCUGUGAAAGUCAUAAUUUCAUUAUGAAUGUAUUUGCACUCUAUGAACAAUAGGGCUUUGAACUAAAAUUAAAAGUAUAAAUUUCA